GUGUGUCGUUUGCAAAUCCCGCGGGUGUGAUCGUUUCGCCUUUCGCCUGGUGUGCACUGUGGCGUGUGACUUUUUGGGAGUGCCCCCCUCGUGGAGCUACAGGUUUUGUGAGAGAAAGUCGUUUCAGUGACGGUGAGAAAGUGCCCGCCAUCAAUCGGCCGUUCGGAGUAAUGAAGACGGCAAAUGGAUCCUUUCACCCGCACCGGGUGGCUCUGUACGUGCUGUGGCUGUGGAGCGUCGUGGCGGUCGUCCGUGCGCACGGCUCGAAGGAAUCGCUUGCCGGGGGCGCCAAGUACGACAACCAUCUGAACGCCAGCCAAGCGUUCCUGGAACCGGACAUGAUCUCGGUCAGCCGGUACGACUCGUCGGCCGACGGGGUCCACAGCGAUGUGGCCGAUUCGCCGUUCGGCAACCACCAGCACCACCACCACCACCACCAUCAGUUUAGCUGCCAGGCGUGCCAGUACCGGAACGUGUACGCGAUGGCUUCGCUGAAGUCGAUCAAGGCGCACUUCCUGAUGAAGCUCGGCAUCGAGUACACGCCAAACCGGACGCGCUACCCGGAGGUGCCGGAGCGCAUCCUGAACAGCUUCCACGACAAGCUGGCGCACCGCCAGUCGCCGGUCAGCCAGCUGAAGGACAGCUUCGACUACCAGGGUGACGAACCGUCCAGCAUGCAGGCGGACGAGCCCGAGGAGGCGGAAGAUGACUACGAUUACUAUCAGAUCACGAACAAAAUCUUCAUCCUGCCGAACCGAACGCUAAACCACACCGCAACCACUCGAAUCACCCGCCACCGAACUCUGUUACCUAAACGUUUUAAUUACUUUUACGGGGCAUUUUCAAAAGAACAUUUCUUCUAACCCUAACUCUGCGCGUUGCAGAGUCAGCGACAAUUUUCGUCUCUCUUUUCAGCACCCCGGACAACAUCGGUUCCGAUUUCCAUUCCAGGCAUUUCACACUACCGGCACUCAUCGGCGUUGUAAUCAAGAUUGAUUCCCUUUUCCAGAACCCGGGCCGGGCCAGGGUUCGGGAUGCACAACCCAUUCGGAUCCCUCGGUUCCCUUGCGCCGAGCAAACAUUUUCGCCACGGGGCGGGAUUUUCCUUGAAGUCCCAAUUAAUGCGGAUUAAUUCGUGUAAACGGAGCACGGCCGGGAUGCGCAGUUUGUGAUAAAUGAACAUUACGGACCGUUCUCCGGUUUCACGAACGGUCCAUUCGGUCCACGGACCACUGGCCGGCCGGC
Anopheles cruzii is the source of this 1245-nucleotide messenger RNA. RefSeq lists its product as uncharacterized. The record is from RefSeq and is a predicted model, not a curated record. The transcript is spliced from 2 exons. NCBI's taxonomy places the organism in Eukaryota, Metazoa, Arthropoda, Insecta, Diptera, Culicidae. Bases 171 to 863 code for a protein of 230 amino acids.